Molecule: messenger RNA, 1425 nt
Organism: Fusarium sp. VM40
Lineage: Eukaryota; Fungi; Ascomycota; Sordariomycetes; Hypocreales; Nectriaceae
Source: the annotation of a GenBank genome assembly
AUGCGUUCUUUAACCCUACUAUCAUUUAUUGCUCUUUGCACCCCGACAAUAUGCAACAAACUCAGCAGAACAGAGUUUAAUGUUCUAAUAUCCUCAAGACAAUCACUCGUCUUGUUCACAGCGGAUGGUUGUAAAGACUGUCUUCGGGCACAAGAGCUAUUGGACAAUGCAGCCCCGGCUCUCACCAAGACAGCGAUCGCCUCGGUCAAUUGCAAUGAGCAGCCGGCAGCUUGUGAUGAUGCCAAGGUCUACACUGUCCCUACGUUAAAGUUCACCACAGGCAACGGCAGCUUGGUUAAGUACAAGGAGUCCUUGGACACGUCUUCAGUCGUGAAGUACAUUGACAGGCAAUCUGGUUCUCCGGUCAAGACCUUGACUGAUCAAGGCUACAUAGAUUUCGCAAAGUCUGCCCGAGUGGCGAUCGUUGCAUUUCUUGGCCCAUCAGACGCUCCCGAACAUCGCAAGAAUUUCAACACUGUUGCUGAACGCUGGCGAGCGCACUACAGCUUUGGUUCUGUCAAUACGCUAGAGGAACACAGCACAGAGCCCUCCAUCGCCGUUUAUACCGCGGAGGAAGACCAGCCUGUCUACUACCGCGGGGACUUCAAUGUCGACGACAUUGAGACAUUCUUGCGAGAUGCAACUACCCCGCUGAUCCGAGAGUUUGACCCGGACACUCAUGCACAAGCCGUUGAGGAUGGCAAACCAUUAGCUCAAAUCUUCUUUAACAAACACGAGGAAAGGACUGGCCUUGUGAAGUCUUUGAUGUCUCUUGCCAAACAGUAUAAGGAUCAGGUAGCCUUUCUGACCGUCUAUGCCCCGGAUUACCCUGCUGCAUGCAAGCAGAUGCAUCUUGGAACCGAUAUCAAGCGUGGUUUCGCCAUUGCAAACCCACUUGGUAGGGCAUAUCCUAUGUCGACGACGGUCUUCAAUGCCAAUAGGGUUGCCAAGCACGUAUCUGCGUACUUGGCAGGGACACUGACACCAACGAUCAAGUCAGAGCCAGUACCUCCCCAGUCUACUUCCCAGCCAUUCUUGACCACGUUGGUUGGUAGCACCUUUGACGAGUUCGUUUAUGACAAGUCUAGAGAUGUUCUUGUUGAGUUCCAUGUCCCGUGGUGUCAAUACUGUAUAGAUCUUCAAGCCGUCAUGAAUAAGCUUGGAUCCAGAUACUCCAAGUCUGGUCUUUCUAAGCAGAUUUCUAUAGCUGCGAUCAACGUCGAUGCCAACGACGUGCCUAUCGAGAUUGACUCAUAUCCGUCCAUUAGAUUAUAUCGGGCUGACACAAAUGAGAUCGUAUCCUUCCAGGGAAACUUUACUGAGAUGCUGACAGAAGAGCAGCUAGACAGUUUUAUUUUCAAGAGUGGGAGCCAUGGGGUUAGUGUGUUUAAUGAGAAUAAUGCAAAGCCUCAUGAUGAGCUGUAG